This is a messenger RNA of Striga hermonthica, 3135 nucleotides long. The record is from the annotation of a GenBank genome assembly. NCBI's taxonomy places the organism in Eukaryota, Viridiplantae, Streptophyta, Magnoliopsida, Lamiales, Orobanchaceae.
AUGGCUGGAAAUGAUUGGAUAAACAGCUACCUGGAGGCGAUUCUGGACGUGGGCCCAGGCAUCGACGAGGUGAAGUCGUCUCUACUGCUUCGAGAGAGGGGGAGAUUCAGCCCCACGAGGUACUUUGUGGAGGAAGUGAUCACGGGAUUCGAUGAGACCGAUCUUCAUCGCUCAUGGGUUCGAGCGCAAGCAACGCGAAGUCCCAAGGAAAGAAAUACGAGGUUGGAGAAUAUGUGCUGGCGAAUUUGGAAUUUGGCUCGCCAGAAAAAGCAGCUCGAGGGAGAGGAGGCUCAGAGGAUGGCGAAACGACGUCUUGAACGUGAACGAGGUCGCAGAGAAGCAGUUGCUGAUAUGUCGGAAGACCUCUCUGAGGGGGAGAAAGGAGAUCUAGUUAGUGACAUAUCAGCUCAUGGUGAAAGCAACAGGGGCCGCUUGCCAAAAAUUAGUUCUGUUGAUAAUAUGGAGGCCUGGGUUAGUCAACAAAAGGGGAAACAUCUGUAUAUUGUUUUAAUAAGCCUUCAUGGUUUAAUACGUGGUGAAAACAUGGAGCUCGGUCGUGAUUCUGAUACCGGGGGGCAGGUAAAGUAUGUUGUUGAACUAGCUAGAGCUUUAGGUUCGAUGCCAGGUGUGUAUCGUGUUGAUUUGCUUACUAGACAAGUAUCAUCACCAGAGGUAGACUGGAGCUAUGGUGAACCCACAGAGAUGCUGCCUCCGCGAGAUUCCGAAGGCUUGAUGGAUGAAAUGGGAGAGAGUAGUGGUGCUUAUAUAGUUCGCAUUCCAUUUGGGCCUAAAGAUAAAUAUAUUCCAAAAGAGCUGCUUUGGCCCCACAUUCCUGAGUUUGUCGAUGGUGCUCUUAACCAUAUUAUACAGAUGUCAAAGGUUCUUGGGGAGCAAGUUGGUAAUGGCAAUCCAGUAUGGCCUGUUGCCAUACACGGACAUUAUGCAGAUGCUGGUGACUCAGCUGCUUUGUUAUCCGGUGCCCUGAAUGUGCCCAUGAUUUUCACUGGUCAUUCACUUGGUCGUGAUAAGCUGGAACAACUUUUAAGACAAGGCCGACUUUCACGGGAUGAGAUCAAUUCUACCUACAAAAUAAUGCGGAGGAUAGAGGCAGAAGAGUUAUCCCUCGAUGCCUCUGAAAUUGUCAUUACCAGCACAAGGCAGGAAAUAGAGGAGCAGUGGCGAUUAUAUGAUGGUUUUGACCCAAUACUAGAGCGUAAACUACGAGCACGGAUUAGGCGUAACGUGAGCUGUUACGGUAGAUUCAUGCCUCGCAUGGUUGUAAUUCCACCUGGAAUGGAAUUUCAUCAUAUAAUUCCGCAUGAAGGAGAUAUGGAUGCUGAAACAGAAGGAAAUGAAGAUGGGAAGUCUCCAGAUCCACCUAUUUGGGCAGAAAUUAUGCGUUUCUUCUCGAAUCCGAGGAAGCCAAUGAUCCUUGCACUUGCCAGGCCAGAUCCAAAGAAAAACCUAACCACCUUGGUCAAAGCAUUUGGGGAAUGUCGCCCGCUAAGGGAGCUUGCUAACCUUACAUUGAUAAUGGGAAAUCGAGAUAAUAUUGAUGAAAUGUCAGGCAUGAAUGCUUCUCUUCUUCUUUCAAUUCUCAAGCUGAUUGACAAGUAUGAUCUCUACGGCCAAGUGGCAUACCCCAAACAUCACAAGCAGUCUGAUGUUCCUGACAUCUAUCGUCUAGCCGCUAAAACUAAGGGCGUUUUCAUAAAUCCUGCCUUUAUUGAGCCAUUUGGGCUUACCCUGAUUGAGGCUGCAGCUUAUGGUUUGCCAAUUGUUGCAACAAAAAAUGGUGGUCCUGUUGACAUACAUAGGGUUCUGGACAAUGGGCUCCUCGUUGAUCCGCACGAUCAGAAUUCCAUUGCUGAUGCUCUUUUGAAACUUGUUGCUGACAAGCAUCUUUGGGCAAAAUGUAGGGCAAACGGUUUGAAAAACAUUCACCUCUUUUCAUGGCCGGAACACUGUAAAAACUAUCUCUCAAAAAUAGCGAGUUGCAAACCAAGGCAACCUCGUUGGUUGCGCAAUGAUGAUGAUGAUGAAAAUUCAGAAUCAGAUUCACCGAGCGACUCCUUGAGGGACAUACAUGAUAUAUCUUUGAACUUGAAGUUCUCCUUCGAUGCGGACAAAACCGAGGGCAGAGAAAAUGUAGAUGACUUUGAAGACCGGAACAGUAAGAUUGAAAAUGCUGUCUUGACAUGGUCCAAAGGCGUCACAAAGAAUGCUCAGAAACCUGGAGAUCAGAAUUCCAACGCUGGCAAGUUCCCAGCACUGAGGAGGAGAAGGCACAUUUUUGUGAUUGCUGUAGAUUGUGAUGCGAGUUCGGGUCUCUCUGAAAGUGUUAGAAAGAUCUUUGAUGCACUAGAGAAGGAAAGGGCUGAAGGUUCGGUGGGAUUUAUAUUAGCAACAUCCUUCAACAUUACAGAAAUAUGUUCUUUUCUUAUUUCAGAAAAAUUGAGCCCGACAGACUUUGACGCCUUCAUCUGCAACAGUGGUGGCGAUCUCUACUAUUCAUCCCUUAAUUCGGAGGAUAACCACCCGUUUGUUGUGGACUUAUAUUAUCAUUCGCAUAUUGAGUACAGGUGGGGUGGUGAAGGGUUGAGAAAGACCUUAGUACGCUGGGCAGCUUCUAUAACAGAUAAGAAGGGAGAAAACAAAGAGCAUGUUGUUGUUGAAGAUGAAAAGACUUCAGCUGACUACUGCUAUUCGUUUAAAGUGCAGAAGCCUGGUGUGAUUCCCCCUGUAAAAGAAGUUAGGAAGCUUAUGAGGAUUCAGGCAUUACGUUGUCAUGUUGUCUAUUGCCAGAACGGAAGUAAGAUUAAUGUCAUUCCGGUCCUGGCAUCUCGUUCGCAAGCUCUCAGGUACUUAUACCUUCGGUGGGGUAUGGACCUGACAAAAGUGGUGGUAUUUGUCGGGGAAAGUGGAGACACUGACUAUGAAGGUUUGCUUGGCGGCAUCCACAAAUCCGUGGUGCUGAAUGGAGUUUGCAGCAGCUCAAGCAACCAGCUCCACGCCAACCGAAACUACCCACUUACUGAUGUCAUUUAUUAUGAAAGUCCCAAUAUUAUCAGAACGUCCCAAGGGUGCAACAGCUCGGACAUCCGAGAAUUACUGGAAGAAGUUCUCAAGGGCUGA